AUGGGCCCCAUACCAGCUGCUACAGGACGGUACUGUGUGGAAACUUGUCAGUAUGGAUACUUAUAUAAACUUCAACUUGACCAUCAGUCACUACGGGCCCCUUGCCUACAGCUGCAGCAAGCCUUUCUAAAAUAUACUGCUACUUUCCAGGAUCAAAAGCUGAAAGACAGACAUCAGCAGUGGGUCCAGAUUAAGAGAACUUGGGCUGGUGAGGGUCAUUCAUUAGCUUUAGGUGAUAUUAUGGUGUUACUGAAAGCUGUUGGUGCUGCUGAGUUUGUUGGUUGCACAUCGUGGUUCUGUGAGCAGCAUGGCCUACGUUAUAAGGCAAUGAUUGAAAUACGAAAGAUGAGAACACAACUGACUAAUGAAGUGAACUUGGUAAUACCUGAUGUUAAUUUAUUUGUGGAUCCAAAGAUGACACCACCAACACCUCUGCAGAUAAAGCUCUUGCGUCAGGUUAUUUUGACAGGAUUUGCAGAUCACAUUGCAAGACGAAUACCUAAGACAGAUAUAAAAGAUGAUGAGAAAAUCAAACUUAAAAAUGCUUAUCAGAGUAUUGAAGUUGAAACACCAGUCUUCAUCCACCAUUCAUCAGUGUUACAUAAGGAGGCCCCUGAGUAUGUUGUCUAUCAGGAAAUUUUUCGAAACAAACAAGCUCUUUAUGAGAGUUGUUGCAGCUGUUGAGCCAGAAUGGUUUCCAGUAUUCGCACCCCACCUGUGUACUUUCUCCAAACCACUUGAUGAGCCAGCACCACGCUACGAUGUAAAAACAGACCAAGUGCUAUGUCACAUGUCUUCUUCAUUUGGGAGGUAUGCUUGGCCUGUUCCUCCUGUACAACUAGAAUUUCCUGCAGGCAUUGAAAAAUAUCGAUGGUUUGCACGUUUCCUGCUAGAAGGGUAUGUGGUGAAAGCCUUCAGAGCCAAUGUAAAUGUCCUGCUAUCACCUCC
Molecule: messenger RNA, 948 nt
Organism: Limulus polyphemus (Atlantic horseshoe crab)
Lineage: Eukaryota; Metazoa; Arthropoda; Merostomata; Xiphosura; Limulidae
Product: probable ATP-dependent RNA helicase DHX37
Exons: 8
Coding region: 1-684 (227 amino acids)
Source: RefSeq, a predicted model, not a curated record